AUGACGGGAGCGGUGGAGAAUGAAGAAUGGAGGAUAGGUUCGUGGGUCAAAAACGAGGCUUAUCUAUGGGGGAGCAAGUACCCCCCCAGCUUAGAUAAAAACUGUAAGUCGUCAACCAAGUAUUGUUAUCCGAACCUUACCAGACAAGGAGACUCAAGAUGGAAAAAUUUGCACGACUGGAUCUCGAGGAAGAUGUUAGAAAAACAUCGCUAUCAGUGGGGAAAAGAAUUUGAUCCAACAGUCUUAACAGGCAUAGGGGGGAAAAAUUCACAAGGAGGUCUAGACUGGGGAGACAUCAUUAAUAAGGUUUUGAAUCGAAUAGAAGGAUUAGCUCCCGUUGCUCGCAAUGGGAGAAGCAAUUCUCUAAGAUGGACCAAGGAAGAAUGGGCCGAAGCAUUCAAGCAUCAAAUCCCACUAGACACUCCGCUGGACAAGUUUGAAUCAGGCAAGGCGAUGUUAUUCGUGAUAAUGUGUAUAGUCACAGGUUUGAUUGAGGGCAGAGCAAAGGAGGGGAAAAUCUUUAAGAGAAGAGGAAGGAUGUGUAGCCCAAUAGAUACUACUUUGCAGUUUCGCGUAAAGGAUUGGGAGGCAUGGAUAAAGAACAGCGAUGAUAUAAGGAAAAAUAGAGCAAAUCAAUGUUCCCAACAGGCUGGGUAUGACGGAUGUCAAUGGGCAGCAAUAGCUUUAAUUUUGAGUGUGUACGAGUCCAUGACGAAUAUCUGCAGUCAAUGUGGUCCAUAUGAAGUGAGUUAUUGGAUAAGCAAAGAUGACAGGACGGGCGAAGCAAGUGACAUGCAAUAUUGUGUGUUUAACGACCAAGGAAUAAAUUGUCAGUCCUUAGGCUCCAAAACAGAAGCUGGAAAGAUGAUAAUAAUAAGGCCCGGUGAGCUGGAUAAGAUCACAAGAAGCCAAGUCUUUGACAGUGGAGAUAAACAACGUGCGUCUUUCGAGGCCCAAGAAAAUAGUCAGAAGGAGAUGAUAACUUACACUACGGAACAGGGCGCCAGCAGUAGCAAUGGAGUCCCUCAAACCCAAGAUGAAGGUCCUACGGAGAGACUCCCGUUACAUCAAAAGAGCCUUAAAGAUCUCUCCUCUUGUCCGUCCCCGAAUCCGGAGGGACGAACGCCUUGUAUGAAGAUCAUUGAGAAGUCCCCCCUAGUUCCUAAGACAGAAACCCCCUUAACACCAGAAGUUGAAGCGACGCCCCAGCAAAACUUGGAACACGCGGCUAAGGAUCUCAGAAGGGAGCCACCUGAGGCAAGUGACCCUCUCCAUCGUGUGGAUGAACCAGCAUCUGAAGAGGCCGCGGGGAAUCCCUUAUGGACAAAUUCGACACCCUUCGUUUUUGGAAGUGGCCCCCCCUGGGCGAUAAUCGUCGGUUUGGGCGCUGUUGUGUGUUUAGGCAUAGGAGGGGGUUAUGGUUUAUGGAGGACCUUCGGUCGUCGUAAACGGGCACACGCUUGCUUGAAGCGGAAGAAAGUCGAGGAAGAAUAUAAAUUAAAGUAUGGGGGAGGGUUUAGGGUUCGGGGUUUUGGGAUGAGAAAUGACCCAUACUAA
Molecule: messenger RNA, 1557 nt
Organism: Plasmodium inui San Antonio 1
Lineage: Eukaryota; Apicomplexa; Aconoidasida; Haemosporida; Plasmodiidae
Exons: 1
Coding region: 1-1557 (518 amino acids)
Source: RefSeq, a predicted model, not a curated record